Molecule: messenger RNA, 1033 nt
Organism: Salvia hispanica
Lineage: Eukaryota; Viridiplantae; Streptophyta; Magnoliopsida; Lamiales; Lamiaceae
Source: RefSeq, a predicted model, not a curated record
UUUCUGGAGACAUCUGGAAAAAUUCAGUCGUAUAAAUAUACUCCCAACUAGUUGAAUGUAGAAUCCCACUUUUGACGCCAAAUUUCAAUCGAUUGAUUGUCUCUCCUCGGAAUCUCGAUGAAAAGGAAAGACUUUGAAGACGUUGAUGAUGAUGUCUCAGAUUUUAUCUUCUCUUCUCCCGCAACUAAAAUCCGUCGGCUGGAUGCUGAAUUGCCGCCGAUGGUAAUCGUAGAGGACGAACCUGAGGUCGUCGAUCAAUCGCCGGAACAGAGCUGCAGCGGUGUCAAAAUUGAGGAGUUGCCCAAUUCGGAGAGGGCUAUCGUGCUUUUCCACCCAACCAUCACUACACCAAAUCCAAUCAUGCAUUCUCCUUCCAAUUUUUCGGUCUCCCUUGAUCCUCGAUUCAUUGCGGGCUGGAAAGAUCAAGUGUUGAGGUCAAGCACCGGAAAUUCUUGGAGACUAGCUGAGGCUACCACAGAGGAUGACAGCUCUAGUAGCCCUAGCAACGGGUGCCAAGCUGUUGUUCCAUGGUUUCCACCGCAGUUUCCAUCUUCGGGUGGAGGUGGUAGUGAAACGGUGGACGAUGAAGCGAUGGGAGAGGCAAGCAUGGAUGUUGAUGAUAGUUCAAGCAUCCAACAAAUGAGCUCUGGCUCGGUCGCAGUAAGCCAAGGUUUGCCUCAAUGGCAGCACUGCACGAUCUUGCAACCUCCUCAGAACACUACACCGCCGAUUGUAUGGUACCGGUGAUUAGGUUAGGCGACGCGACAUCAGUCUUCAGCUCUAGGUAUUGAAGUACUUGGAAUGAGAUGUGGGUUUUCAUCUGCUUGGAGAGAGGCACGGCACGGUUUGAUUGGCACUUCUUUGUGUGGUAUUGUUUAAUGAUAAAAUGGGAUUCUCCUUGCUUGAUCACUUGGAAAAUGGAUCAAAUUAGCUUUCACCUUUGUUGGGUUGUAAAUGAGUUCUGCUAUACGUGAUCAAAUGAGGCCCGAUUAAAAAUACAUAUUUUAAUGAGAAACACUAUGGAAGUUUGUUA